UAAGCAGCUCGGACAGUUGGGGGUUGAGCAAUCAGUGCUGGGCAAAAACUGGCCAGGACUGAACUUCCUUCCUCGACUGUGAGCUUUUAUAAAUGGGGACUAUGUUCAGUUUCUCAGUCGGUGAAUCGUCUUUGGAUCGGUUUAAACCAUCGUCGCUCCUUCUUCUAACAUUCACAUCAUGACUGUUGUAACGCGAGUUGCGCUUUUGUGCGUGGUUUUCCUCUGCGGCCUGGAGGACAUGGCGCAGACCCAGCGCAUACGCUGCGACAGGGCUUCGUGUUUGUGGCUCCACCGUGAGCCGCGGGACUUUGCGGGUGCGCAGAAAGGCUGCACAGACUCCAACACGCAGUUGCUCGCACUCACUUUGCGGGAAGCAGAGAUGUCACUCCCGGGUUUGAUGAGCGGCAGCAGCGGUAGUUACUGGCUGGAGCUGCGCAGCAACAGCACCGACAGCCCGGUGGACGAAGCAGCGGCGGGUCAACACUGCUUCACCGUGUCCGUGUCCGGGCCAUACAACGUCACAGUGUCACGGGAGCAGUGCCGUAACAAGCAGGACGGGUUUCUGUGCCGCACCACAUUACAGGGUUCCUGCAGUCGCCUGCAGACCACUGCAGACACGCUGGUGACUUUCACCACUGCACACAUCGGUUUGCAGCUCAUAGAAUCGGAAAACCUUCCAGAAGGAACCAUCGCUGUGGUGAGAAAGUUUCAGUUUAGCGCUGAACAUCCACACGCAAAGUAUUUGUGUUUUCAAGGGAGGUGGCUGCAGGCUCCGUGGAGGUGUGAGGUGCUGGAGGGCGGCUGCAAUCCCAGCUGCAACAGAACAACCAACACCUGCACCUGUCCCGCGGGAAAAACUCUACAUCCCAACAACAUCACCUGCACCUUCGCCAGCGAGCCACAGGGGGGCGACUCUACUGCUCGCACAUGCGCCACAGGCUACAUGCUGACGCCGGACAGGAAGCUGUGCGUGGACGUGGACGAGUGCAAGGACGGCAAUCCGUGCACGGGGGCGGGCGAGGAGUGUCUGAACACGGACGGAGGCUACGAGUGCACGUGCACAGACGGCUACGACAGGGAGGACGGCGUGUGCGUGGAUUUCUCCAUGUGCUCCAAGUGCGAGCACAUGCGGUGCAAGAAAUCCAACGGGAGCUAUGUGUGUGCGUGCAGGGAUCGGUACAAGGUGUCCCCCCUGGACCCCACCAAGUGUUUACGCCUCUGCGAGGAGGAGAGCUGUGUGGCUGAGUGCAUCUACGGGGAGAGGGAGGGCAAGAAGAUGCUGAACUGUUUCUGUCCCAGUGGCUUCAUCAAAGACCGCAGGAACGACACGGACUACUGCACCGACAUUGACGAGUGUGAGUCGGGGGCGUGUGAUCACCAGUGUGAAAAUUCAUUUGGCAGCUACAGGUGCUCGUGCGACAAGGGGUACGAGCUGCACGGGGAAGGCAGGUGUGUCCCGGCCAGGGACAGGGAAGAGGAGAAGGGCAAGGAUGAGGAGGAGGAGGAUGAGGAGGAUGAGGAUGAGGAGGAGGAGGAUGGGGAUGACGAUGACUCACCCUCUCCACCCCCAAAACACAGCAGCUCUCACCCAGCCACGCUGCCCUCUUACAUAAAGACCGGCAGCGUCCUGGGCAUCAGCAUGUUCCUGGCACUGUGCGCGGUGCUGCUGUGUCUCGUGGUGCGGAACAUGGCGAGACGCUGCCGCAGCGUGGAGCUCCCCUCCUUCAGAGCCCCGGACAUAGAUGUGUUCUACCUGCAGCAGGUGACCACAGAGACCUACAAGAGGUUGUCCUUCGACAAACAGCUCAAAAACGACCUGUCGAGACUGUGAACGCACCACUGACACUCACUCACAUGUAUAUUGUUAGGAAAACGUUCAUGGGAGACAGUUUAUCUCUCAAUUCUAAUCAAAUGAAUUCAAAAAUAAGACUUUUAAGAGGAGGACACAUGUUUCUGAAUGUGUAGGUUUACACAGUGGUUGAGUUCUCACUCAGAAGAAUGUUAUAUAAGAAACAAAAGGUGGGUUUUUUUAUGUGUAUGUAAUGGUACUAAAUGGAAGGUGUAAUCAUUUUUGUCCGAUUGUGUUCCAUUUUCCUCCAAAAUGUUUAUGAUUAUUAAUUGACUAGUAAAUUUAAAUGAACGUUAAAUGAAUUUGGUUUUAUUCAAAUUUUAAAUACAUUUUCUGACAUAUUAUAUACGAGCAAACAACUCAUCACUUGAUCAAAACUUGCUGGUUAAAGAGAUAAUUGCACACCACAUGUCUUGUUACUGUCACAGGAGUGAAUGGAUUAACCGCUCCCAACUGUUUAUCUACACUGUCUACAUGUACGCGGCUGUUUAACAUUCAAUGUGCCUUUUUAUAAAUGUUUUUAUUCAUGUUUUUUUUCCUGAGAUAUAAGAAAACAUUCCUUUAUCUGUGUGAAUACGAUUUCAUUAUGCUUUUUUUGUUUUACACACAUUUUAUCAUCAUGCUAUUUUAUUUAGAGCUUCCUUUUUUUAUCUUUUGAUAAAGUCACACUUUUAACUCGUUGAUAAAAAGGAGUCUAAAACACUAAGACACUGGACCGCCACUGUUUUUUGUAUUUUUUUCCGUGGAUGCACUGGUUGCCACGGGAACUGUUUGUGAGGCAGUGGUGAAAAAUGCUUUGGGUCUUUUUUUAUUAUUAUUUUUCCUCCACAUUCUUUAGAUAAUCUAAAACAAAAGCAAACGAAAAAUACAUUUGAAUGUAGAUACAUGUGAGUUUUAAACUCUUCAUGUGAUGACUGUGAGCGUCGUACAUUUCACAGCCUGACAAAAACCCACAUGUGAAAGUGUCCAAAGUCGAUCACGUGUGCCAGAUGAAGGCAGACGUGUCACAGCUGUGUACUUUGUUACCACUGACAUUAACACGAGACUGAAUGUAACGUCAGCUCCUCUGCGUGACCCGCACGUCACGAGAGGCGAGUUCAAAAAAAACCAUGAAUGUAUUGAAACUGCGCUGCUAAUGCAUUUACACUGACAUACAGAGCCAUGCACUUCCUAUGUAUCACGGCCUUUUUGUAAACUGUAAUUUAAGAAAAGAAUAAACACUCACGGUGUUGUGAAAGUUA
Solea senegalensis (Senegalese sole) is the source of this 3090-nucleotide messenger RNA. Its product is annotated as thrombomodulin-like. NCBI's taxonomy places the organism in Eukaryota, Metazoa, Chordata, Actinopteri, Pleuronectiformes, Soleidae. Gene Ontology annotation, molecular function: calcium ion binding. The record is from RefSeq and is a predicted model, not a curated record. The coding region runs from base 179 to 1831 and encodes 550 amino acids. The transcript has a single exon.